ACCAACUUGUCCACUCUCUUCUUCACUACUUUAUGAUUUUAAUUCUAUUUCAAUCGUUAACUUGGUCUACUUCGGCUCUCCUUUUCUUUCCCUUUCUUUAUUCCCAUUUUUCCCUCUACACCCACCAUUGCACUGCACCCCAGCCCCUCUGUUCUUCUUGUGGAUCUAUUCUGAAUGACUUGAAAGUUUUCUUCUGCACCUCGUAUCCAAUCUCUGUCUCUCUGUCUCUCUCUGUCUCUCUUCUUUAACGGACUGCUCUGAUUGUCUCUUGGACUUAACUUGUCACAACAGCCCAUUACAUCACCCUCCUAACACCAGAUUUUUCAAGCAACGAAGUCUUGGCUGGAUAUAUAUGGAGAAAUGAAACCCACAAACAGUUGGCCCAGAACAGAUCAAGAAGAUGUUGCCCAGUGGAAGAUGCAGAGAAACAGGCAAGAGGGUUGAGAAAAUUUAGGAUUUAUUUUAUGAUUCAAUUGUUGAAUAAACGCGGAUUCAAAAUCACUAUGGCUGCAGCAAGUUAGAAUUUUUUCUCUUUUUCUUUUUGGGUCUAUGCCAAGAAGAGUGCUUUUAUUGAAGAAAAUCUGACGAGAAAAUGAAGAGAGAAUGGAGGAGGGUAUCAUCACAAGAGCAAGGCAUCAUGGGAAUUUUUGGCUUUGGCUAUGUACUGUUGCUGCUUCUAAUCAUACCCUCACAGGCUAGAGAAUUGGCUUCACAGCAAAGUAGCAAUGAUGAUAUUGUGGGGUUGCUAGCCUUCAAGAAAUCCUCUGUUCAAUCUGAUCCAAAGAACAAAUUAGCCAACUGGACUAUCGAUUCCCCUAGCCCAUGUUCAUGGUUUGGUGUCUCUUGUUCUGCUGAUGCCCGUCGUGUAACCUCUGUCAACCUCACCAACGCUGGCCUCAUUGGCAGUCUACACCUCCCUGAUCUCACUGCUUUGCCAGCUCUCACCAGUCUUAUUCUACGAGGCAAUUUGUUCUCUGCUGGUGAUCUCUCUGCCUCCACUUCUACUCCCUGCGCUCUAGAGACUCUUGACCUGUCCUCCAAUAACAUCUCCGAUCCUCUUCCGGGAAGGUCCUUCCUUCUCUCUUGUAAUCAUCUGGCUCAUGUUAACCUCUCUCACAAUUCCAUUCCUGGGUUCACUCUCCCGUUUGGUCCUUCUUUACUGCAGCUUGACCUCUCUGGCAAUCGAAUCUCUGAUUCUACCGUCUUCAAUCGCGCUCUUUCUAACUGUCAGAACUUGAAUUUCCUCAAUUUCUCUGAUAACAAGCUCGCUGGCAAACUUGAAACAAGUCCCAUAUCUUGCAAGAGUCUGUCAGUUUUAGACCUUUCAUGUAAUUUGCUAUCUGGGGAGAUACCGCCUAGCUUUGUUGCAGACUCUCUACCAUCUCUCAAGAUUCUGGAUCUAUCCCACAAUAACUUUUCUGGCAGCUUCUCCGGUCUGGAUUUUGGACACUGCAGCAACCUCAGUUUGGUCAGUUUGUCACGGAACAGGCUUUCUGGCACGGCGUUUCCAACUAGUCUGAACAACUGUGAGGUUUUGGAGACGCUUGACCUCUCCCAUAAUGAACUAAAUCUCAAGAUUCCUGGUGCCAUACUGGCAAGGUUGAAGAAUUUGAAGCAGCUGUCUCUAUCUGACAAUCACUUCUUUGGUGAUAUUCCUCCGGAAUUGGGACAGGCUUGUGGGACUCUGCAGGAGCUGGAUCUAUCAGCAAAUGAACUCACUGGUGGCUUGCCGCUAAAUUUUGUAUCAUGUUCUUCUCUGCAGAGACUAAACCUCGGACACAAUUUCCUUUCAGGUGAUUUCCUCCCUACUAUUGUCAGUAGGCUUCAAAGUCUGAAAUAUCUCUACGUACCAUUCAACAACAUAACUGGUCCUGUGCCCUUGUCUCUGACAAAUUGUUCUCAGCUGCUAGAGCUUGACCUUAGUUCCAAUGCAUUUACGGGGAAUGUUCCUUCUGAGUUCUGCUCCUCCUCUAACCCCUCUAAAUUGCAGAAGUUACUUCUGGCCAACAAUUACCUGUCAGGGAAAGUGCCCUCAGAGCUUGGAAGCUGCAAAAACCUGAGAAGAAUUGAUCUUAGUUUCAACAAUCUGAUUGGUCAGAUUCCUUCAGAGAUUUGGACCUUGCCAAAUCUUUCUGACUUGGUCAUGUGGGCAAACAACCUCACAGGUGAUAUUCCGGAAGGCAUAUGCGAGAAUGGAGGAAACCUUGAAACUUUGAUUCUCAACAACAAUCUCCUUACUGGAAGCAUUCCUAAGUCCAUUGGCCGUUGUACCAAUUUGAUUUGGAUAUCACUUUCCAGCAACCAGCUUAGUGGAGAAAUCCCUCCUAGUAUUGGAAAUCUCGUUAGGCUUGCUAUACUCCAAAUGGGUAACAAUUCACUCAGUGGACGAAUACCACCAGAGCUUGGAAAGUGUAAGAGCCUUAUCUGGCUUGACUUGAACAGCAAUGACCUUAUUGGUCCCCUCCCACCUGAGCUUGCAAAUCAAUCUGGCAUAAUUAUUCCUGGAAUUGUAUCAGGAAAGCAGUUUGCAUUUGUGAGAAAUGAAGGUGGGACAUCUUGCAGAGGAGCUGGAGGACUAGUUGAAUUUGAGGGGAUUCGAUCAGAGAGGCUGGAAAAUUUACACAUGGUUCACUCUUGUCCAACGACCAGAAUUUAUUCUGGGAAGACAGUUUACACCUUUUCCAGCAAUGGCAGCAUGAUAUACCUUGAUCUUGCCUACAAUUCCUUGUCCGGAACUAUCCCUGAAAAUUUUGGUUUGAUGAGCUAUUUGCAGGUUCUGAAUUUGGGGCACAACAAGCUAACUGGAAGUAUUCCUGACAGUUUUGGAGGUCUGAAAGAAAUUGGAGUUCUGGAUCUGUCUCACAAUGAUCUUCAAGGAUUUAUCCCAGCAUCUUUAGGGACUCUCUCAUUUCUUAGUGAUCUUGAUGUCUCUAAUAACAACCUCUCUGGUGUCAUCCCUUCUGGUGGUCAGCUGACCACUUUCCCAGCAUCCAGAUAUGAAAACAAUUCUGGCCUUUGCGGGGUACCAUUGCUCCCUUGUGGCUCCGGAGGCAGCCAGCCAAGCUCUUAUCACCGGGCAAAGAAGCAGUCUGUGGCAGCAGGGAUGGUCAUUGGCAUUGCAUUCUUCAUGUUGUGCAUCUUUGUCCUCACAUUAGCUUUUUAUCGUGUGAAGAAGUUUCAACAAAAGGAAGAACAGAGAGAGAAGUAUAUUGAAAGCCUUCCAACUUCAGGUAGCAGCAGCUGGAAACUUUCAGGCGUUCCUGAGCCUUUGAGCAUCAAUAUUGCUACAUUUGAGAAACCUUUGCGUAAGCUGACCUUUGCACAUCUGCUUGAAGCUACCAAUGGUUUCAGUGAUGAUAGCUUGAUAGGGUCUGGAGGGUUUGGACAGGUCUACAAGGCAAAACUAAGAGACGGCUGUAUUGUUGCGAUAAAGAAACUUGUUCACGUUACAAGCCAGGGAGACAGAGAGUUUAUGGCAGAAAUGGAAACUAUUGGGAAAAUCAAGCACCGGAACCUGGUUCCUUUGCUGGGUUACUGUAAAGUUGGAGAGGAAAGGCUGCUUGUGUAUGAGUACAUGAAAUGGGGAAGUUUAGAAUCAGUUCUUCAUGACAGGUCCAAAGGAGGGUGCUCAAGGCUUGAUUGGGCAGCAAGAAAGAAGAUUGCCAUAGGUUCAGCAAGAGGUCUUGCAUUCCUUCACCACAGCUGCAUACCACACAUUAUCCACCGGGACAUGAAGUCUAGCAAUGUUCUUCUAGAUGAAAACUUUGAUGCCAGGGUUUCUGAUUUUGGCAUGGCAAGAUUGGUGAAUGCUCUUGACACACAUCUUAGCGUAAGCACACUUGCCGGAACUCCAGGUUAUGUGCCUCCUGAGUAUUACCAGAGCUUCAGGUGCACAGCCAAAGGAGAUGUCUACAGUUAUGGUGUCAUACUGUUGGAGCUCCUCUCAGGCAAGAAGCCAAUAGACCCGUUGGAGUUUGGUGAUGACAACAACCUUGUAGGAUGGGCAAAGCAACUUCACAGAGAAGAGAGAGACAAUGGAAUACUGGAUCCUGAGUUGACAUUGCAAAAAUCUUGGGAGUCUGAAUUACAUCAAUAUCUUAGAAUUGCUUUUGAGUGCCUUGAAGAAAAGCCUUUCAAGAGACCAACAAUGAUUCAGGUGAUGGCCAUGUUCAAAGAGCUUCAGGUUGAUUCUCAAAAUGAUAUCCUAGAUGGUUUCUCACUGAAAGAUGUAGUAAUUGAUGAACUGAGAGAGAAAGAAUCUAGUUCAUGAUGUUCGACUAUUGAUUGGACUAGAUGGCUGAGGUUGUGGCAAUGGUAAACUGUACCUUUGAACUGGAUAACGGGGUUAUCCUUCAAAUGUCGCUUACUGUAAAUAAUUGAACACUCAACUAGAUAGAGAAAGUUGCAGGAAAUGUGGGGAGAACAAAGUAAUGGAGUCUUCUAUCGGUUGCUUAACAAUGGGUAACUUAAAUUUUUCUUUCCUUUGAUAAUCAUGUCUGCCACUGAAGACUUAAAAGCUUUGUUUCUUUGCCAUUAGCUUCUUUCUUUUGUCACAGUUUUGCUAACAGAAGUUUCACUAUUUGUUUUGUUUCAAAAAUUUCCAAUUGUUGCUGUUCAUAGGAAAUUAGAAUUUGAGAAGUGAGGACAGUGUUUUGUAGAUUUGUAGUUAUCAGCAUCACUGGGAAGUAAAUCAUAAUUGUAUCACUUGCAUUAGUUCUAGUAAACUUGCCCGAGAAAAUCUAUCUGCUGUUUCCCUUUUCCUAUAUUUGGUUCAGAAUUCAAACAUUAAAUUGAUGA
This is a messenger RNA of Hevea brasiliensis (rubber tree), 4797 nucleotides long. Its product is annotated as receptor-like protein kinase BRI1-like 3. The transcript is spliced from 2 exons. Bases 593 to 4270 code for a protein of 1225 amino acids. The record is from RefSeq and is a predicted model, not a curated record. Gene Ontology annotation, molecular function: protein kinase activity; receptor serine/threonine kinase binding; ATP binding. Gene Ontology annotation, biological process: protein phosphorylation. NCBI's taxonomy places the organism in Eukaryota, Viridiplantae, Streptophyta, Magnoliopsida, Malpighiales, Euphorbiaceae.